Peromyscus maniculatus bairdii (prairie deer mouse) is the source of this 1860-nucleotide messenger RNA. RefSeq names its product oligodendrocytic myelin paranodal and inner loop protein (gene Opalin). The record is from RefSeq and is a predicted model, not a curated record. NCBI's taxonomy places the organism in Eukaryota, Metazoa, Chordata, Mammalia, Rodentia, Cricetidae. Gene Ontology annotation, cellular component: cell-cell contact zone; plasma membrane.
CUAAAGGGAAUGCUAGGAACCGAACUCCAGACCUCUGCAGGAGUGGUAUGUGAUCUCAACUCCUGAGCCUCCUCUCCAGCCCUGUCACCCAUUGUUUCUAACGAGCUGCCAGCUGCCAGAGCUCCCAACUCUCACACUAGCUUGUGGCUUCUUUGCUGCGCAGUGAAAAGGACAGGAAAUAAAGACAAAGAGAAGGAAGGCUCAAGCCACGUGCGGUGUGCAGGGGACAGAAGCUCGUCAGCUGAGGGCUUGGCUACUCCUCUGACCAUACAUGGCGUAGCAAGGGCUUUCCUGGGACUACCUCUAGCCCUGCCUCCCCAGCAUUCCCAGCAAACGGGAGACACUGGCCGACAGUGCCAGUGACAGAGAAGCUUGCCAAGGGAGCCUGUUAGAAAUGAGUUUUUCACUGAACUUUACACUGCCAGUAAACACAACGUCCUCUCCAGUUGUCACGAGUGCCAAAGGCGAUGACUGUGGUCCCUCUAUUGGACUAGCGGCCGGAAUCCCCUCCCUGCUGGCCACAGCCCUGCUGGUGGCCUUGCUGUUUACCUUGAUUCAGCGAAGAAGAAGCAUCGAUGAGCCCAUUGAGGAAAGUGAGAGACCAUGUGAAAUUUCAGAACUCUAUGACAAUCCCAAAAUAUCUGAGAAUCCUAGGCGGUCACCGACCCAUGAGAUGGACCCACGAGGUGCCCAGGAAGGCCACAUAUAUGUGAAGACAGUCUCUGGAAGUGAGGAGCCCCUGCCCGACACCUACCGUCCUCCCGAAGAAAUGGAGAGAAGGAGAGGGCUGUGGUGGCUUGUGCCAAGGCUGAGCCUAGAAUGACAGGGCUUUGUCAGGGAGCUGACCUGGAGCUGGCCCAGGGCUGAAAACCCCGGGAUCUGUGCUUGGGAACUGUGCUUGGAGAGGCGAGGGGCUAGCUGCCUCUCAUUCCACAUAAAUUUCAUUUAUAGAUCCGGGGUGUAUCUGGGUUGUUUUUCCUCAUCAGGGGAUGCUGCAAUAAGGUUCAUUCAACCUCAGAGCUUGCAGCUUAAUCAUCGAUACAGCCCAGGUGAGUUCCUGUGCAUUCAGAAGAGCCCCCUUUGUCCCAUUUCUUAAUCCAGAGAAGUUUGCUUUUGGGAAAUAGGCUUGGCUUCUGAGUGUCCUGCCUUCUCCUCUGCCUGCCCCAUCUCUUAUCUUAAAAAAGUAAGUAAAUAAAGCUAUGGGAGUUGGAUUUUCUGGGUCAUUGGCCAAGGCCAGCUUGGCACAAGCUAGGACAUGAGUGAAACUUACAGAAGACAUGGGAAAGAAGAUAUUUCUUCCUUCUGAAUAUCUCAGGGUAAGGCUCACAUGGAGCCACACAUGCAUCCAACACAGGGAAGCAUGUGGCGAGACCACGUCAUACAGCCGAGAAGGGGAUAUGGACUUCUGAGUCAGACCUGCCACUGAGCAGCUGUGAGAAGUCUGAUGGAGUCACCUACACUCCCCAAGUCUGUUUGGGGUGGUAUAAAAGAGUGUGUGUGUGUGUGUGGGGGGGUAUUCUGUGCUUCCUUUGGACUUUGGAGAAAUUACAUAAGAACUAAAGGGAAGUGUUUUCCACCUCGUGGACACUGGCAAUACCCAUUCCCACUCCUGACCCUGCUCCUCACACCUCCUCCCAUCCCGCUUGUCCGAUCAAGUCAAACAGCUGCUCUUCAGCACCUGUCACCCAGAGUCACAAAGUCAACAAGGAAGUGUAGAUUCCAAACUUUCCACAUGACCUGCAAUCCAAAUUGGGGCAUUUAAAAAUAACUCUCAUUGUCUGCUCACUUGAACUCUGGACAUCAUUUGUCCUUGUGCGUCAACCAAGUUUCAACUUCCAAGUACAGAGGCCUGCGUUACAC